Messenger RNA from Ictalurus punctatus (channel catfish), 16495 nucleotides. RefSeq lists its product as uncharacterized. Gene Ontology annotation, cellular component: membrane. The record is from RefSeq and is a predicted model, not a curated record. The transcript has 19 exons. Gene Ontology annotation, biological process: adenylate cyclase-activating G protein-coupled receptor signaling pathway; cell surface receptor signaling pathway. Lineage: Eukaryota; Metazoa; Chordata; Actinopteri; Siluriformes; Ictaluridae. Bases 247 to 15348 code for a protein of 5033 amino acids. Gene Ontology annotation, molecular function: G protein-coupled receptor activity.
CAGAUUUAUUAUGUUCUGCUGCUCCACCUGCGGCUGUGACUCACGUUACAGACGCAACGAGCGCGAGACAGAGGUUUGCGUUUAGACGGGCGCGUUUUACUGCACGAGACGAAAACGAAUCGCACUUUCGGUCCACCCGAACGAGUUUUGUCGGCCCGAGUGAGUGGAGCACAUGAAGAACCGCGGAGGGUUCUCCCGGAACAGGGGCGCGCGCGCUGUUCUCACAACGUAGGAUGUGCGACUUUGAUGAAGGACAAAUGCGGCACCAGAAGGAUGCCUCAAAAAUACAGAAAGCUUUUUUCCGGACGAGAGAGGACGUCCACUUAUCUCCUCAGCCUUUGGAUUCUGAUCCCUCUAUUAACUCAAGCGGACAGUUACUUCAUGAGCGAUACCAAGGCCGUGCUGCAGGGAUGCACGGACCGGUGGACCCUGCAGGAAACUAUACCAAAGCUCUUCCAGAUGACCGUGUGUGUGGACAUGCGCUUAUUGACCGCAGGAAAGUGGAAGGCUUUCCACUACACAGCGCCUCGCUCACCGUACUAUGACCUCGCACUGCAGGGUGACAGCAAUGGCGUGUACGCCUGGCUCCUGGGUGUGCAACACCGCUUCCCUGUACACCUGCAGCUGGAACAUUGGCACCAGCUGUGUCUGCGCAUUGACUCAUUACGCAACCGCUUCAGCCUGACCGUCAGCAGCAGUCAGAAGACAUAUGAACGUACGGUGUUUGCUCACGCCAUGCAACCCAAUGGCAAACUACAGCUGGGAUGUCAGCCCUGGGAAGUCAUCUCAGGAAUAAGAAUGGCCACCAUGGAGCUCUAUAUGUUCAGAAUGUGGGGCGACGUGAAGGAGCAUGCAGUCUGCGAGGACGGCACGAUUGUAGGCUGGGAAUCAAGCAUGUGGAGAAUCAGUCGAGCUCAGGCCCUCGUCCAGGACGACACACUUUACUGCGGCGAACUCAGUCUUUCAGACCUUGUAUGGUUGAAACGCAGCAGUGUACAGGGAAAUAAUGCAAAUGAUGUAAUCAGAAGGAGUAUCAGAAGUUCCUCCUGGAUGACUGGAACUACUGCAGUCGUUACUACUACUACUACAAACACAACAAUUACAUCACCCACUAACACUACAAAUCCAACCACUCCUCCAGACACUACAAACACAACAUCAUCCACUAACACUACAAAUACAACCACUAUUUCAGGCACUACAAACACAACAUCGUCCACCAACACUACAAAUUCAAACACUAGUUCAGACCCUACAAACACAACAUCAUCCACUAACACUACAAAUUCAAACACUACUUCAGACCCUACAAACACAAUAUCAUCCACUAACACUACAAAUUCAAACACUAGUUCAUGCACUACAAACGCAGCACAAUCCACUAACACUACAAAUUCAAAUGUUAGUUUAGACCUUACAUACACAACAUCAUCCACUAACACUACAAAUUCAAACACUAGUUCAGACCCUACAAACACAACAUCAUCCACUAAUACUACAAAUACAAACACUACUUCAGACCCUACAAACACAUCAUCCACUAACACUACAAAUACAAGCACUACUUCAGACCCUACAAACACAUCAUCCACUAACACUACAAAUUCAAACACUAGUUCAGGCACUACAAACACAACAUCAUCCACUAACACUACAAAUUCAAACACUACUUCAGACCCUACAUACACAACAUCAUCCACUAACACUACAAAUUCAAACACUAGUUCAGGCACUACAAACACAACUCAGCCAUUACUCACUAACACUACAAAUCCAACCACUUCUCCAGACAUUACAAACACAACACUGACAUCAUCCACUAACACUACAAAUCCAAACACUACUUCAGACCCUACAAACACAACAUCAUCCACUAACACUACAAAUAUAAACACUACUUCAGACCCUACAAACACAACAUCAUCCACUAACUCUACAAAUUCAAACACUAGUCCAAACACUAUAAACACAACAUCAUCCACUAAUGCUACAAAUCCAAACACCAGUUCAGACCCUACAUACACAACACCAUCCACUAACACUACAAAUUCAAACACUAGUUCAGGCACUACAUACACAACAUCAUCCACUAACACCACAAAUUCAAACACUACUUCAGACACUACAAACACAACAUCAUCCACUAACACUACAAAUUCAAACAUUACUUCAGACCCUAAAAACACAACAUCAUCCACUAACACUACAAAUUCAAAUACUAGUUCAGACCCUACAUACACAAUAUCAUCCACUAACACUACAACUCCGAACAAUAGUCCAAACCCUACAAACACAACUCAGCCAUUACUCACUAACACUACAAAUCCAAACACUACUUCAGACCCUAAAAACACAACAUCAUCCACUAACACUACAAAUUCAAAUACUAGUUCAGACCCUACAUACACAAUAUCAUCCACUAACACUACAACUCCGAACAAUAGUCCAAACCCUACAAACACAACUCAGCCAUUACUCACUAACACUACAAAUCCAAACACUACUUCAGACCCUACAAACACAACAUCAUCCACUAACACUACAAAUUCAAACACUAGUUCAGGCACUACAAACACAACUCAGCCAUUACUCACUAACACUACAAAUCCAACCACUUCUCCAGACAUUACAAACACAACACUGACAUCAUCCAAUAACACUACAAAUCUAAACACUACUUCAGACCCUACAAACACAUCAUCCACUAACACUACAAAUAUAAACACUAGUUCAGACCCUACAAACACAACAUCAUCCACUAACACUACAAAUUCAAACACUAGUCCAAACACUAUAAACACAACAUCAUCCACUAAUGCUACAAAUCCAAACACCAGUUCAGGCACUACAUACACAACACCAUCCACCAACACUACAAAUUCAAACACUAGUUCAGGCACUACAUACACAACAUCAUCCACUAACACCACAAAUUCAAACACUACUUCAGACACUACAAACACAACAUCAUCCACUAAUACUACAAAUCCAAACACUACUUCAGACCCUACAAACACAACAUCAUCCACUAAUACUACAAAUGCAAACACUAGUCCAAACCCUACAAACACAACAUCAUCCACUAACACUACAAAUUCAAACACUAGUCCAAACACUAUAAACACAACAUCAUCCACUAAUGCUACAAAUCCAAACACAAGUUCAGGCACUACAUACACAACAACAUCCACAAACACUACAAAUUCAAACACUAGUUCAGGCACUACAUACACAACAUCAUCCACUAACACCACAAAUUCAAACACUACUUCGGACACUACAAACACAACAUCAUCCACUAACACUACAAAUUCAAACACUAGUUCAGACCCUACAAACACAACAUCAUCCACUAACACUACAAAUUCAAACAUUACUUCAGACCCUAAAAACACAACAUCAUCCACUAACACUACAAAUUCAAAUACUAGUUCAGACCCUACAUACACAAUAUCAUCCACUAACACUACAACUCCGAACAAUAGUCCAAACCCUACAAACACAACUCAGCCAUUACUCACUAACACUACAAAUCCAAACACUACUUCAGACCCUACAAACACAACAUCAUCCACUAACACUACAAAUUCAAACACUAGUUCAGGCACUACAAACACAACUCAGCCAUUACUCACUAACACUACAAAUCCAACCACUUCUCCAGACAUUACAAACACAACACUGACAUCAUCCACUAACACUACAAAUUCAAACACUACUUCAGACUCUACAAACACAACAUCAUCCACUAACACUACAAAUACAAACACUACUUCAGACCCUACAAACACAUCAUCCACUAACACUACAAAUAUAAACACUAGUUCAGACCCUACAAACACAACAUCAUCCACUAACACUACAAAUUCAAACACUAGUCCAAACAUUACAAACACAACAUCAUCCACUAAUACUACAAAUCCAAACACUACUUCAGACCCUACAAACACAACAUCAUCCACUAAUACUACAAAUGCAAACACUAGUCCAAACCCUACAAACACAACAUCAUCCACUAACACUACAAAUUCAAACACUAGUUCAGGCACUACAAACACAACUCAGCCAUUACUCACUAACACUACAAAUCCAACCACUACUUCAGACCCUACAAACACAACAUCAUCCACUAACACUACAAAUCCAAACACUACUUCAGACCCUACAAACACAUCAUCCACUAACACUACAAAUAUAAACACUAGUUCAGACCCUACAAACACAACAUCAUCCACUAACACUACAAAUUCAAACACUAGUCCAAACACUAUAAACACAACAUCAUCCACUAAUGCUACAAAUCCAAACACCAGUUCAGGCACUACAUACACAACACCAUCCACCAACACUACAAAUUCAAACACUAGUUCAGGCACUACAUACACAACAUCAUCCACUAACACCACAAAUUCAAACACUACUUCAGACACUACAAACACAACAUCAUCCACUAAUACUACAAAUCCAAACACUACUUCAGACCCUACAAACACAACAUCGUCCACUAAUACUACAAAUGCAAACACUAGUCCAAACCCUACAAACACAACAUCAUCCACUAACACUACAAAUUCAAACACUAGUUCAGGCACUACAAACACAACUCAGCCAUUACUCACUAACACUACAAAUCCAACCACUUCUCCAGACAUUACAAACACAACACUGACAUCAUCCACUAACACUACAAAUCCAAACACUACUUCAGACCCUACAAACACAACAUCAUCCACGAACACUACAAAUACAAACACUACUUCAGACCCUACAAACACAUCAUCCACUAACACUACAAAUUCUAACACUAGUCCAAACCCUACAAACACAAUAUCAUCCACUAACACUACAAAUCCAAACACUAGUUCAGGCACUACAAACACAACUCAGCCGUUACUCACUAACACUACAAAUACAAACACUACUUCAGACCCUACAAACACAACAUCAUCCACUAACACUACAAAUUCACAGACUAGUCCAAACACUACAAACACAACAUCAUCCACUAAUACUUCAAAUCCAAACACUAGUUCAGGCACUACAAACACAAUAUCAUCCACUAACACUACAAAUUCAAACACUAGUUCAGGCACUACAUACACAACAUCAUCCACUAACACUACAAAUUCAAACACUAGUUCAGGCACUACAAACACAACAUCAUCCUUUAACACUACAAAUUCAAAUACUAGUCCAAACCCUACAAACACAACAUCAACCACUAGUACUACAAAUCCAAACACUAGUUCAGGCACUACAAACACAACUCAACCAUUACUCACUAACACUACAAAUCCAACCACUUCUCCAGACAUUACAAACACAACACUGACAUCAUCCACUAACACUACAAAUACAAACACUAGCUCAGACACUACAAACACAUCAUCCAUUAACACUACAAAUCCAAACACUACUUCAGACCCUACAAACACAACAUCAUCCACUAACACUACAAAUUCAAACACUACUUCAGACCCUACAAACACAUCAUCCACUAACACUACAAAUUCUAACACUAGUCCAAACCCUACAAACACAAUAUUAUCCACUAACACUACAACUCCGAACAAUAGUCGAAACCCUACAAACACAAUAUCAUCCACUAACAAUACAAAUCCGAACAAUAGUCAAAAUCCUAUAAACACAACAUCACCCACUAACAGUAGAAAUCCACAUACUACUUCAGACCCUACAAACACAUCAUCCACUAACACUACAAAUACAACCACUUAUCCAGACACUACAAACACAACACUGACAUCAUCCACUAACACUACAAAUCCAAACACUACUUCAGACCCUACAAACACAACAUCAUCCAUUAACACUACAAAUACAAACACUACUUCAGACCCUACAAACACAACAUCAUCCACUAACACUACAAAUCCGAACAAUAGUCCAAACCCUACAAACACAAUAUCAUCCACUAACAAUACAAAUCCGAACAAUAGUCAAAAUCCUAUAAACACAUCAUCCACUAACAGUAGAAAUCCACAUACUACUUCAGACCCUACAAACACAUCAUCCACUAACACUACAAAUCCAAACACUACUUCAGACCCUACAAACACAACAUCAUCCACUAACACUACAAAUUCAAACACUACUUCAGACCCUACAAACACAUCAUCCACUAACACUACAAAUUCUAACACUAGUCCAAACCCUACAAACACAAUAUUAUCCACUAACACUACAACUCCGAACAAUAGUCGAAACCCUACAAACACAAUAUCAUCCACUAACAAUACAAAUCCGAACAAUAGUCAAAAUCCUAUAAACACAACAUCAUCCACUAACAGUAGAAAUCCACAUACUACUUCAGACCCUACAAACACAUCAUCCACUAACACUACAAAUACAACCACUUAUCCAGACACUACAAACACAACACUGACAUCAUCCACUAACACUACAAAUCCAAACACUACUUCAGACCCUACAAACACAACAUCAUCCAUUAACACUACAAAUACAAACACUACUUCAGACCCUACAAACACAACAUCAUCCACUAACACUACAAAUCCGAACAAUAGUCCAAACCCUACAAACACAAUAUCAUCCACUAACACUACAAAUCCGAACAAUAGUCGAAACCCUACAAACACAAUAUCAUCCACUAACAAUACAAAUCCGAACAAUAGUCAAAAUCCUAUAAACACAUCAUCCACUAACAGUAGAAAUCCACAUACUACUUCAGACCCUACAAACACAUCAUCCACUAACACUACAAAUCCAAACACUACUUCAGACCCUACAAACACAACAUCAUCCACUAACACUACAAAUUCAAACACUACUUCAGACCCUACAAACACAUCAUCCACUAACACUACAAAUUCUAACACUAGUCCAAACCCUACAAACACAAUAUUAUCCACUAACACUACAACUCCGAACAAUAGUCGAAACCCUACAAACACAAUAUCAUCCACUAACAAUACAAAUCCGAACAAUAGUCAAAAUCCUAUAAACACAACAUCAUCCACUAACAGUAGAAAUCCACAUACUACUUCAGACCCUACAAACACAUCAUCCACUAACACUACAAAUACAACCACUUAUCCAGACACUACAAACACAACACUGACAUCAUCCACUAACACUACAAAUCCAAACACUACUUCAGACCCUACAAACACAACAUCAUCCAUUAACACUACAAAUACAAACACUACUUCAGACCCUACAAACACAACAUCAUCCACUAACACUACAAAUCCGAACAAUAGUCCAAACCCUACAAACACAAUAUCAUCCACUAACACUACAAAUCCGAACAAUAGUCGAAACCCUACAAACACAAUAUCAUCCACUAACAAUACAAAUCCGAACAAUAGUCAAAAUCCUAUAAACACAUCAUCCACUAACAGUAGAAAUCCACAUACUACUUCAGACCCUACAAACACAUCAUCCACUAACACUACAAAUCCAAACACUACUUCAGACCCUACAAACACAACAUCAUCCACUAACACUACAAAUUCAAACACUACUUCAGACCCUACAAACACAUCAUCCACUAACACUACAAAUUCUAACACUAGUCCAAACCCUACAAACACAAUAUUAUCCACUAACACUACAACUCCGAACAAUAGUCCAAACCCUACAAACACAAUAUCAUCCACUAACAAUACAAAUCCGAACAAUAGUCAAAAUCCUAUAAACACAACAUCACCCACUAACAGUAGAAAUCCACAUACUACUUCAGACCCUACAAACACAUCAUCCACUAACACUACAAAUACAACCACUUAUCCAGACACUACAAACACAACACUGACAUCAUCCACUAACACUACAAAUCCAAACACUACUUCAGACCCUACAAACACAACAUCAUCCAUUAACACUACAAAUACAAACACUACUUCAGACCCUACAAACACAACAUCAUCCACUAACACUACAAAUCCGAACAAUAGUCCAAACCCUACAAACACAAUAUCAUCCACUAACACUACAAAUCCGAACAAUAGUCGAAACCCUACAAACACAAUAUCAUCCACUAACAAUACAAAUCCGAACAAUAGUCAAAAUCCUAUAAACACAUCAUCCACUAACAGUAGAAAUCCACAUACUACUUCAGACCCUACAAACACAUCAUCCACUAACACUACAAAUCCAAACACUACUUCAGACCCUACAAACACAACAUCAUCCACUAACACUACAAAUCCGAACAAUAGUCGAAACCCUACAAACACAAUAUCAUCCACUAACAAUACAAAUCCGAACAAUAGUCGAAACCCUACAAACACAAUAUCAUCCACUAACAAUACAAAUCCGAACAAUAGUCAAAAUCCUAUAAACACAACAUCAUCCACUAACAGUAGAAAUCCACAUACUACUUCAGACCCUACAAACACAUCAUCCACUAACACUACAAAUCCAAACACUUAUCCAGACACUACAAACACAACACUGACAUCAUCCACUAACACUACAAAUCCAAACACUACUUCAAAUCCUACAAACACAACAUCAUCCACUAACACUACAAAUCCAAACACUUCUCCAGACACCACAAACAAAACAUCAUCCACUAACACUACAAAUACAAACACUAGUUCAGACACUACAAACACAACAUCAUCCACUAACACUACAAAUACAACCACUUAUCCAGACACUACAAACACAACACCAUCCACUAACACUACAACUACAACCACUUAUCCAGACACUACAAACACAACACCAUCCACUAACACUACAAAUUCAAACACUAGUUCAGGCACUACAAACACAACUCAGCCAUUACUCACUAACACUACAAAUCCAACCACUUCUCCAGACAUUACAAACACAACACUGACAUCAUCCACUAACACUACAAAUACAAACACUAGUUCAGACACUACAAACACAACAUCAUCCACUAACACUACAAAUACAACCACUUAUCCAGACACUACAAACACAUCAUCCACUAACACUACAAAGUCAAACACUAGUUCAGACACUACAAACACAACAUCUUCCACUAACACAACAAAUACAAACACUUCACCAGACACUACAAACACAACAUCAUCCACUAACACUACAAAUACAACCACUUAUCCAGACACUACAAACACAACACUGACAUCAUCCACUAACACUACAAAUCCAAACACUACUUCAGACCCUACAAACACAACAUCAUCCACUAACACUACAAAUACAAACACUACUUCAGACCCUACAAACACAGCAUCAUCCACUAACACUACAAAUACAAACACUACUUCAGACCCUACAAACACAUCAUCCACUAACACUACAAAUUCUAACACUAGUCCAAACCCUACAAACACAAUAUCAUCCACUAACACUACAACUCCGAACAAUAGUCCAAACCCUACAAACACAAUAUCAUCCACUAACAAUACAAAUCCGAACAAUAGUCAAAAUCCUAUAAACACAACAUCACCCACUAACAGUAGAAAUCCACAUACUACUUCAGACCCUACAAACACAUCAUCCACUAACACUACAAAUACAACCACUUAUCCAGACACUACAAACACAACAUUGACAUCAUCCACUAACACUACAAAUCCAAAUACUACUUCAGACCCUACAAACACAGCAUCAUUCACUAACACUACAAAUACAAACACUUCUCCAGACACUACAAACAAAACAUCAUCCACUAACACUACAAAUACAAACACUAGUUCAGACCCUACAAACACAUCAUCCACUAACACUACAAAUACAACCACUUAUCCAGACACUACAAACACAACACUGACAUCAUCCACUAACACUACAAAUCCAAACACUACUUCAGACCCUACAAACACAACAUCAUCCACUAACACUACAAAUACAACCACUUAUCCAGACACUACAAACACAACACCAUCCACUAACACUACAAAUUCAAACACUACUUCAGACCCUACAAACACAUCAUCCACUAACACUACAAAUUCUAACACUAGUCCAAACCCUACAAACACAAUAUCAUCCACUAACAAUACAAAUCCGAACAAUAGUCAAAAUCCUAUAAACACAACAUCAUCCACUAACAGUAGAAAUCCACAUACUACUUCAGACCCUACAAACAUAUCAUCCACUAACACUACAAAUACAACCACUUCUCCAGACACUACAAACACAACACUGACAUCAUCCACUAACACUACAAAUCCAAACACUACUUCAGACCCUACAAACACAACAUCAUCCACUAACACUACAAAUUCAAACACUACUUCAGACCCUACAAACACAACAUCAUCCACUAACACUACAAAUUCAAACACUACUUCAGACCCUACAAACACAUCAUCCACUAACACUACAAAUUCUAACACUAGUCCAAACCCUACAAACACAAUAUCAUCCACUAACACUACAACUCCGAACAAUAGUCCAAACCCUACAAACACAAUAUCAUCCACUAACAAUACAAAUCCGAACAAUAGUCAAAAUCCUAUAAACACAACAUCACCCACUAACAGUAGAAAUCCACAUACUACUUCAGACCCUACAAACACAUCAUCCACUAACACUACAAAUACAACCACUUAUCCAGACACUACAAACACAACAUUGACAUCAUCCACUAACACUACAAAUCCAAAUACUACUUCAGACCCUACAAACACAGCAUCAUUCACUAACACUACAAAUACAAACACUUCUCCAGACACUACAAACAAAACAUCAUCCACUAACACUACAAAUACAAACACUAGUUCAGACCCUACAAACACAUCAUCCACUAACACUACAAAUACAACCACUUAUCCAGACACUACAAACACAACACUGACAUCAUCCACUAACACUACAAAUCCAAACACUACUUCAGACCCUACAAACACAACAUCAUCCACUAACACUACAAAUACAACCACUUAUCCAGACACUACAAACACAACACCAUCCACUAACACUACAAAUUCAAACACUACUUCAGACCCUACAAACACAUCAUCCACUAACACUACAAAUUCUAACACUAGUCCAAACCCUACAAACACAAUAUCAUCCACUAACAAUACAAAUCCGAACAAUAGUCAAAAUCCUAUAAACACAACAUCAUCCACUAACAGUAGAAAUCCACAUACUACUUCAGACCCUACAAACAUAUCAUCCACUAACACUACAAAUACAACCACUUCUCCAGACACUACAAACACAACACUGACAUCAUCCACUAACACUACAAAUCCAAACACUACUUCAGACCCUACAAACACAACAUCAUCCACUAACACUACAAAUUCAAACACUACUUCAGACCCUACAAACACAACAUCAUCCACUAACACUACAAAUUCAAACACUACUUCAGACCCUACAAACACAUCAUCCACUAACACUACAAAUUCUAACACUAGUCCAAACCCUACAAACACAAUAUCAUCCACUAACACUACAACUCCGAACAAUAGUCCAAACCCUACAAACACAAUAUCAUCCACUAACAAUACAAAUCCGAACAAUAGUCAAAAUCCUAUAAACACAACAUCAUCCACUAACAGUAGAAAUCCACAUACUACUUCAGACCCUACAAACACAUCAUCCACUAACACUACAAAUCCAAACACUUAUCCAGACACUACAAACACAACACUGACAUCAUCCACUAACACUACAAAUCCAAACACUACUUCAAAUCCUACAAACACAUCAUCCACUAACACCACAAAUACAAACACUAGUUCAGACCCUACAAACACAACACCAUCCACUAACAAUACAAAUCCAAACACUACUUCAGACCCUACAAACACAGCAUCAUCCACUAACACUACAAAUACUAACACUACUUCAGACCCUUCAAACACAUCAUCCACUAACACUACAAAGUCAAACACUAGUUCAGACACUACAAACACAACAUCGUCCACUAACACUACAAAUACAAACAUUUCUCUAGACACUACAAACUCAACAUCAUCCGCUAACACUACAAAUUCAAGCACUAGUCCAAACACUACAAACACAACAUCAUCCACUAACACUACAAAUACAACCACUUAUCCAGACUCUACAAACACAACACUGACAUCAUCCAUUAACACUACAAAUACAAACACUACUUCAGACACUACAAACACAACAUCUUCCACUAACAUUACAAAUACAACCACUUAUCCAGACACUACAAACACAUCAUCCACUAACACUACAAAUACAAACACUAGUCCAGACACUGCAAACAAAACAUCAUCCACUAACACUACAAAUACAAACACUAGUCCAGACACUACAAACACAACAUCAUCCACUAACACUACAAAUACAAACACUAGUUCAGACACUACAAACACAACAUCAUCCACUAACACUACAUAUACAAACACUGCAAACAUGACAUCAGCAUCAGUCAAGGAUGAUACAAAUUUAAACAUUACUUCUGACCCUACAAACACAACAGAAUCGAACACUACUCUAGGUGUUACAAACACAUCGAUACUGAAUGUCACACAUCCAAGGAACACAACAAUGGCCAGCACUACAACUGACCCAAACACCACAGAAUCCAACAAUAAUGAUCCAAACAACAUAACACUAAUCACAUCUACAGCUACCCCACUCAUCACAAAACCUAAUGAAGCAUCAGUCUCAUACCCCACCAUGACAACAACAAACACCACUCUCGAUGCCACAAAGAGAAACUCCUUUUCCUAUAACGUGACAGCAUCAAACAUCACUCCAGGUGUUACACCAACAGUGAAUAUAACAUAUCCAACAACACUGAUCAUGGCCACAGUUUCCCCAACUAUCACACAACUAAACGGAGCAUCAGGCUCACACCCUACGAUGACAAAAUCAAACACCACUCUCAAUGUUACAGAUACAACAAUAUUAUCACCCUAUAAUACAACACAACCAAACACCACCUUAGAUGUUACAAACACCUUAACAGUGAAUGCAACAAACCCAACGACCACAACACUGAACACCACUACAGUUGCUCCAAACACCACAUUAUCUACAGAAACGUCAGUCUCAUCUAUAACAAACAUCCCAUCAAACACAACACCAAUUAGCCCAACCACUUCCAUAAUUCUGUUUAAUUUCACCACAGAGCAAAACACCACGGCUUAUCCGCUUAGAAACUUCACCACACCAAGUCCACUUAACGUUACACAAACUAUAACUAAUACUACACUAGAUAUUUAUCAUAAUUUUACAUCAAGUCCUCUAAAUACCACAGCCAGCCCCAGCAAUUACACCACAGCCACUGUCAACAACAUAACCUUACUCAACACAACAAUGCUUCCUAAUAUUACUAUAACCAACAAGACACAAUCUGUCGAAAUGAACACUACCAAUACUACAACUACAACAGUAGCACCAAACAAGCUCACUGCACAGACAGCAAUGAAUAGUGCCAACACCACCAUCUCCUCCACCACCAUCUCCACCACCUCCACCACCACCAGAAGCAGCAAUGGAACAAAUAUAGCAGAGACCACAACAACAGUGAGCCCUCAGUCUGUGGCGAAUCAGCUUCUCAACCAGUCUCAGGAUGUUUCGACACUGAACUCCUCUCAAGUGCAGAACGUAGUCAGCAAACUUGAGGAUAUUCUGUCAGCGCCAAGCAUCAGCCUGGAUGUGGGUCAGGGUGCUCUGUCUGUCGUUAACAAAAUGCUUGAUGCUCCUCAAUCAGCUUUGGCCACCUCAUCCAACCGCUUGAUCAAGGUUGUCGAUGAACUGGCAUUGAAACUGGUCAUUCCGGAUAAAUCAGCAACACUAAUAUCGUCAUCGCUUGCACUGGCGGUGACAAAAAUCGAUGGAAGCAACUUUGCAGGAAUGUCGUUCUCCUUAACCAGCCCAUCAUCCAUAGAGAUGACAAGCAGGAGAAGGAGGUCUGUAGAUAGUUCUUCUCUUGCGGGUUCCAUCACACUCCCCGCCUCUCUGACAGACGGUCUCUCCCCAGACCAGAAGAAACAGGCAUCCCGACUUCAGUUCACAUUCUUCCAAAAGAGCACACUGUUUCACGACAGAUACACUAAACAGCAGCUGAACAGCUUCAUUCUGGGGACGAGCGUUGCUAACCUGUCCAUCACAGGCCUGAGAGACAACGUGGAGUUCUCUCUGAAGAAUACAACCCCUAUAGUGGGAAAUCUGACUUGUGUUUUCUGGGACUUUAAGCAAAACGGCGGAGCAGGAGGUUGGAACAAAAGCGGCUGUUUUCUCCUGAACAGCACAGAUAAAGAGAUGAAGUGCAGCUGCAACCACCUGACCAGCUUUGCAGUGCUAAUGGACAUCUCCAGAGGUGGAGUUACUGACCGAGUUCAGGGAACCAUCCUAACCUUCAUUACUUACAUUGGAUGUGGGAUUUCCGCCAUCUUCCUUUCCAUCACCCUCCUCACCUACCUGGCCUUUGACAAACUCCGCAGAGACAUUCCAUCCAAGAUCCUCAUCCAUCUGUGUUUUGCGCUUUUCCUACUCAACAUGGUCUUCCUGAUAGACUCAUGGCUGGCGCUCUACACCAAUGCCGCCGGCCUCUGCAUCUCCACGGCCUUCUUCCUGCACUACUUCUUGCUCGCCUCCUUCACGUGGAUGGGUCUGGAGGCCUUGCACCUCUACCUGAGUAUCGUCAAGGUCUUCAAAAGCUUCAUAUCGCAUUACAUGCUGAAGUUCUCUCUGGCGGGAUGGGGUAUACCGUUAAUCGUUGUCAUCAUUGUGAUUUCGGUGGACAAACAUAACUACGGCCUGGUUGCGUACGGAAAGUAUGCGAAUGGAAGCACAGACGAUUUCUGCUGGCUGAGGAACGAUAUAGCCUACUACGUGUCAGUGGUGGCCUACUUCUGUGUGAUCUUCGUGGCCAACCUGAUCAUGUUUGUGGUUGUCAUGGUACAGCUGAGACGCAUCAAACGGCAAAACCCCCAAAAUAAUCAAUACCGCAAAGGGAUCCAGGAUCUACGCAGCAUCGCCGGUCUGAUCAUCUUACUCGGCCUCACCUGGGGAUUUGCUUUUUUUGCUUGGGGUCCCGUCAACUUAGCGUUCAUGUACCUCUUCACCAUCUUCAACUCCUUACAAGGUUUUUUCAUCUUCAUGUUUCACUGUGCGGUGAAAGAGAAUGUGCGGAGACAAUGGCGAACCUACCUCUGCUGUGGCAGGUUCAGACUGGCAGAAAACUCGGAUUGGAGCCGGGGAGCAACUCAAAACACCAAGAAGAGUUCAGUCAUCACAGCCAACAUCUCCCAUUCCUCUUUUAACCCUUCAAUUCCUUCAAGGAACUCCUCAAUGAGCAGUGACAGCUUGGGCUUACCAUCAAGCAUCAAUCCCUCACCAGUGAAUGACAGCGGGUUCACGUCUUUAGACGAGUCCAACAACCUUUUGAACGAUGGCUUGACUCGGCGCUCUGUACGCUGACAUGACCAGUCCAUUCACCAAUGACUCUAGGAUUCCAGGAUGUAUUCCCAUCAUGAUCUGUAUUCCCGGGAGAGCUUCUGGAUGUACCGUGACCCUGACCAGGAUAAAAUGGUUCUACACCACGGAUGGGUUUUUUUUUUUUUUUUUUUUUUUAAACAAUGAAACCAUCAGUUUGUGAGUUUCAGAAUAAAAAAAAAAAAAUCGGAGCCAAAACCCUUGAGGGCAUACUCCAGUGUGUAUGAAGAAUAAGUUUUUCAGAAAGCAGUAUUAUACAUUACCUACUACUGAGUCAUGAAACAUAAUUUAUAAAAGAUCUCAGAGACUGAAAUACUCUGUUCCUGUUCUGUUUAAUGCUUUUAUAAAUUAGUCUUUAAUGUCUUUAAAGAGGUGGUGAUGUGUGUUAAUAGGGUGUUAACCUUUGGGAGAUUAUUAUUUAUGAAAACUAAAAAUGAUCAUUUUUUAAAUUUGUAAACUGGAGAAACACUUACGUGUGUUUAUUCUAUUAAAUGAAUAGUUAAUCAGUUUGAUUAUGUAUUGGAGGUAGUAUGCCUUUCCUGAUCGAACAGAUUUAUCUGUGAUGGAAUGGCAUCCCAUCCUGGAUGUAUUCCCACAUCACAUCCAGCAUUUCUGGGACAGGCUCCAGAUCCACCGUGACCCUGACCAAGAUUACUAAAGAUAAAACAAAUUUUAAAAAAGAUUUUGAUUACUCAUGUUUACUCAACACCUAAGUACAUCCUAAUUUGAUUCUUUUAUGAAGGAGUAAUGUUACAUUUUAAUUCUAUGAUUAUUCAUAUUUAAUAUAAUUUCUUGAACAAAAUGGAUAAAAUAUGUAAGGUUUUUGGUCCUGAAUUUCUUUAUUUUGGCUCUAAGAUGAAAAGUCUCUGUAUGACAUAUAUUUAUCAGGAUUGCCCAGUCAUGUCUGGGAGAAAUGAUGUAUGGUCUUAAAAGUUAUUUUGACUUAUAAAAGGUUUAAUGUGACAUCUUGGUUCAUUUUGUUUUCGAGCAAACAGACAGUGGAGAUUUAAUUUUUGACUACCUUUUAUUUCUUUCUAUGUUUUUUUUUACUUUGCACUGUAAAGCACUUUGAACUGCAUUUUAAAUGUAUUAAUAAUACUAAAUAAAAGUAUAUUCUUCUUCUCCUUAUUAU